This is a messenger RNA of Mesoplodon densirostris (Blainville's beaked whale), 4179 nucleotides long. It is a transcript of the gene DISP3, whose product is annotated as dispatched RND transporter family member 3. The record is from RefSeq and is a predicted model, not a curated record. The coding region runs from base 1 to 4179 and encodes 1392 amino acids. Gene Ontology annotation, cellular component: membrane. NCBI's taxonomy places the organism in Eukaryota, Metazoa, Chordata, Mammalia, Artiodactyla, Ziphiidae. The transcript has 20 exons.
AUGGACUCGGAGGAUGACCCCUUGCUGCAGGAUGUGUGGCUAGAGGAGGCGCAGGAAGAGGAGGAGGAAGCAGCGGGCGAGGCCUUUAGGAGGGCCCAGAAGCCAGGGCCCCAAGCUGGGGCAGGGGGGCAGUGUUGCUGGCGGCACUGGACCUUGCCCUCCCGACCCCCAGCGUCAGGCUUCUGGAAUACACUGGGCUGGGCCUUCACCAAUCCGUGCUGUGCGGGGCUGGUGCUCUUCCUCGGCUGCAGCAUCCCCAUGGCUCUUUCAGCCUUCAUGUUCCUCUACUACCCGCCGCUGGACAUUGACAUCUCCUACAAUGCCUUUGAGAUCCGCAACCAUGAGGCCUCCCAGCGUUUCGACGCCCUCGCGCUGGCGCUCAAAUCCCAGUUUGGGUCCUGGGGGCGCAACCGGCGCGACCUGGCCGACUUCACUUCUGAGACGCUCCAACGCCUCAUCACAGAGCAGUUGCAGCAGCUACAUCUAGGCAAUCGCUCGCGGCCGGCCGCCCGGGUCCCGUACCAAGUCCCUGCCGCGCUAGAGCUUGGCCCAGGACUGUGGGACACCUCCACCGCUCAGAAGCCAGCAGCCAAUCGGAGCGGGCGUCUUCGGCGAGAGACUCCACUCCUGGGGAGCCUGGCAGCCAACCAGAGUGAAGCCCAGGUGAACCAGGGGCUGGACAAGAAUGGGCAGCGCCAACCCAGCGCCCCUCCCCCCGUGGCGGCUGCGGCCAAUCAGAGCCGUGCCCGCCGAGGCACCUCGCGUUGGGACUACUCACACUCCUAUGUGAGCGCCAACACCCAGACGCACGCGCACUGGCGCAUCGAGCUCAUUUUCCUGGCGCGUGGCGAUGCAGAGCGCAACAUUUUCACGAGUGAGCGGCUGGUCACAAUCCACGAGAUUGAGCGCAAGAUCAUGGACCACCCGGGCUUCCGGGAGUUCUGCUGGAAGCCCCAUGAAGUGCUGAAAGACCUGCCGCUCGGCUCCUACUCUUACUGCUCUCCGCCCAGCUCGCUCAUGACCUACUUCUUCCCCACUGAGAGGGGUGGCAAGAUUUACUAUGAUGGCAUGGGCCAGGACCUGGCCGACAUCCGGGGCUCCCUAGAGCUGGCCAUGACUCACCCGGAGUUCUACUGGUAUGUGGACGAGGGCCUCUCUGCAGAAAACCUCAAGAGCUCCCUCCUGCGCAGCGAGAUCCUCUUUGGAGCACCCCUGCCCAACUACUACUCGGUGGACGAUCGCUGGGAGGAGCAGCGGGCUAAGUUUCAGAGCUUUGUGGUCACCUAUGUGGCCAUGCUGGCCAAGCAGUCCACUAGCAAAGUGCAGGUUCUGUAUGGGGGGACGGACCUCUUUGACUAUGAGGUUCGCAGAACCUUCAACAAUGACAUGCUCCUGGCCUUCGUCAGCAGCAGCUGCAUUGCCGCCCUUGUCUACAUUCUCACCUCCUGUUCAGUGUUCCUGUCCUUCUUCGGAAUCGCCAGCAUUGGCCUCAGCUGCCUGGUGGCACUCUUCCUGUACCAUGUGGUCUUUGGUAUCCAGUACUUGGGCAUCCUCAAUGGGGUGGCUGCCUUUGUGAUAGUGGGCAUUGGCGUGGACGAUGUCUUUGUAUUCAUCAACACCUACCGCCAGGCCACCCACCUGGAAGACCCGCAGCUGCGGAUGAUCCAUACCAUCCAGACGGCGGGCAAGGCAACCUUCUUCACCUCCCUGACCACGGCUGCCGCCUAUGCAGCUAACGUCUUCUCCCAGAUCCCGGCCGUCCACGACUUCGGCCUGUUCAUGUCUCUCAUCGUGUCCUGCUGCUGGCUGGCUGUGCUCUUCACCAUGCCUGCUGCCCUGGGCAUCUGGAGCCUUUAUAUGGCGCCGCUGGAGAGUGCCUGCCAGACCAGCUGCCACCAGAAGUGUGGCUGCAGGAGCUCCCUGCACUUCCCCGGGGAUGUGUUUGCUGCUGCUGAGCGGGCUGGGGGCAGCCCUGCUCAGGGCCCCAUGCCCUACCUGGAUGAUGACAUCCCCUUGCUCAAUGUGGAGGAGGAGCCAGUGUCGCUGGAGCUGGGAGACGCGUCCCUGGUGUCUGUGCCCCCCAAGGGCCUGCAGCCAGCCCCCGAUGGGGGCAGCCGGGGGCAACUCAUCGCCCAGCUGCAGGAGCUGCUGCACCACUGGGUCCUGUGGUCGGCCGUCAAGAGCCGUUGGGUGAUUGUGGGGCUCUUCGUCUCCAUCCUCAUCCUGUCCCUGGUGUUCGCCAGCCGGCUCCGCCCCGCCAGCCGGGCCCCGCUGCUCUUCCGGCCGGAUACCAACAUCCAGGUGCUGCUGGAUCUCAAGUACAACUUGAGCGCCGAGGGCAUCUCCUGCAUCACCUGUUCAGGUCUGUUCCAGGAGAAGCCCCACAGCCUGCAGAACAACAUCCGGACGUCCCUGGAGAAGAAGAAGCGGGGUUCAGGGGUGUCCUGGGCCAGCCGGCCUGAGGCCGCCCUACAGGACUCCCUGGGCACUGUGUACAUCUCCAAGGUGAAGAGCAAAGGCCACCCGGCUGUCUACAGGUUCUCCCUCAACGCCAGCCUGCCCGGCCCUUGGCAGACCGUGUCCUCUGGGGACGGGGAGGUGCCCUCCUUCCAGGUGUAUAGAGCGCCUUUUGGUAACUUCACCAAGAAGCUGACCGCUUGUAUGUCUACAGUAGGGCUGCUCCAGGCGGCGAGCCCCUCCGGCAAAUGGAUGGUGACGACCUUGGCCUGCGACACCAAGCGGGGCUGGAAGUUUGACUUCAGCUUCUACGUGGCCGCCAAGGAGCAGCAGCACAGCCGGAAGCUGUACUUUGCCCAGUCCCACAAGCCCCCUUUCCACGGGCGUGUGUGUGCAGCCCCUCCUGGCUGCCUGCUCGGCUCCAGCCCCGAUGGGCCGACCAAAGGCUUCUUCUACGUGCCCAGUGAGAAAGCGCCCAAGGCCCGCCCCUCUGCCACCUUCGGCUUCAACCCCUGCGUGAACACGGGCUGCGGGAAGCCGGCGGUGCGGCCGCUCGUGGACACGGGGGCCAUGGUCUUCGUGGUCUUUGGCAUCGUUGGCAUCAACCGCACGCAGCAGGUGGACAACCAUGUCAUCGGAGACCCGGGCAGCGUCAUCUACGACAGCAGCUUUGACCUCUUCAAAGAAAUCGGGCACCUGUGUCGCCUCUGCAAGGCCAUCGCGGGGAACUCGGAGCUGGUGAAGCCAGGCGGGGCCCAGUGCCUGCCCUCAGGCUACAGCAUCUCCUCCUUCCUGCAGAUGUUGCACCCCGAGUGCAAGGAGCUGCCUGAGCCCCACCUGCUCCCAGGGCAGCUGUCACACGGGGCCGUGGGCGUCAAGGAUGGCCGAGUGCAGUGGAUCUCCAUGGCCUUCGAGUCGACCACGUACAAGGGCAAGUCCUCCUUCCAGACCUACUCGGACUACCUGCGCUGGGAGAGCUUCCUGCAGCAGCAGCUGAAGACGCUCCCCGAGGGCUCAGCCCUGCACCGCGGCUUCCAGACCUGUGAGCACUGGAAGCAGAUUUUCAUGGAGAUCAUAGGGGUGCAAAGCGCCCUGUACGGCCUGGCGCUCUCCUUGCUCAUCUGCGUGGCCGCGGUGGCCGUGUUCACCACCCACGUGCUGCUCCUGCUGCCCGUGCUGCUGAGCAUCUUGGGCAGCGUCUGCCUCGUGGUGACCAUCAUGUACUGGAGCGGCUGGGAGAUGGGCGCCGUGGAAGCCAUCUCACUGUCCAUCCUUGUCGGCUCCUCGGUGGAUUACUGCGUGCAUCUGGUUGAGGGCUAUCUGCUGGCCGGAGAGAACCUGCCCCCGCAGCAGGCCGAGGAUGCCCACUCGCAGCGCCAGUGGCGGACGCUGGAGGCUGUGCGGCAUGUGGGCGUGGCCAUCGUCUCCAGCGCCCUCACCACAGUCAUCGCCACGGUGCCCCUCUUCUUCUGCAUCAUCGCCCCGUUUGCCAAGUUUGGCAAGAUCGUCGCACUCAACACUGGAGUCUCCAUCCUGUACACGCUCACGGUCAGCACAGCCCUGCUCGGCAUCAUGGCACCCGGCUCCUUCACCCGGACAAGGACUUCCUUCCUCAAAGCCCUGGGUGCCGUGCUCCUGGCAGGGGCCCUGGGGCUGGGCGCCUGCCUGCUGCUCCUCCAGAGCGGCUAUAAGAUCCCCCUGCCCGAUGGGUCCUCCCUAUAG